AUGUCUAACUGUCUAACUGGAAUAUUUGGUCUCAGAGCCCAACUUCCCCCACUGCCGGGAUUCAUUCCAUUCAAGCCAUGCUUCUACCAGGACUUUGAUGAGAUCCCUGAACACCACCGCAGCAUGUGCAAGAAAAUGUACCACCUGUGGAUACUGAACAGUGUUACUCUUGCUGUGAAUCUCGUCGGCUGCUUUGCUUGGAUGUUUGGGGGAGGUGGCGUGACCAACUUUGGGCUGGCUAUCAUCUGGCUAAUCAUGUUCACUCCCUGCUCCUAUGUCUGCUGGUUCAGAGCCAUCUACAAGGCCUUCAAGAGUGACAGCUCCUUCAACUUCAUGCAGUUCUUUUUUGUGUUCAUGGCCCAAGUUGGCAUCAGCAUCAUCCAAUGCAUCGGCAUCCCUGGAUGGGGAGUAUGCGGUUGGUUGGGUACCUUGUCCUUCUUCAGCUAUAAUAUUUUUAUUGCCCUGGUCAUGUUGGUUCCUACUCUCAUGUUCACUGCAGUGGCCUCACUGUCCUUCAUUGCCCUCACCAGGAUCCAUAAUUCCUACCGUGGUAGCGGGGCCAGCAUGUCCAAAGCUCAGGAGGAAUGGACCACGGGAGCGUGGAAAAACCCUCAUGUGCAGGCAGCGGCGCAGCAGGCAGCCAUGGGGGCAGCUGCUGGAGCCAUGCACGACCAGUCCUCCAGCCCACAAUAUAACGACAACCAGAUCUAG
This is a messenger RNA of Anoplopoma fimbria (sablefish), 711 nucleotides long. RefSeq names its product secretory carrier membrane protein 5b (gene scamp5b). The transcript is spliced from 5 exons. Bases 1 to 711 code for a protein of 236 amino acids. Gene Ontology annotation, biological process: protein transport. The record is from RefSeq and is a predicted model, not a curated record. Gene Ontology annotation, cellular component: recycling endosome membrane; trans-Golgi network membrane. Lineage: Eukaryota; Metazoa; Chordata; Actinopteri; Perciformes; Anoplopomatidae.